Molecule: messenger RNA, 3435 nt
Organism: Paracoccidioides lutzii Pb01
Exons: 5
Coding region: 1-3435 (1144 amino acids)
Biological process (GO): nucleolar large rRNA transcription by RNA polymerase I
Cellular component (GO): RNA polymerase I core factor complex
Molecular function (GO): RNA polymerase I general transcription initiation factor binding; RNA polymerase I transcription regulatory region sequence-specific DNA binding
Source: RefSeq, a predicted model, not a curated record
AUGGGUGACCAUCGAACAAACACCCUGCAUUACGGGCAAUUGGGCACUGCAACUUAUCUACCAGACCUGCAGAUAUGGGAAUUUUCACGCAAGAUCGAAAGAGAGCCGGCGCUUAUCUUUUACGGUCAUUUUAAAUGUUCCCUACCUGCGUCGAGCGCUUGGAGUAACAUCCACGAAAGCAGCGCGCCAUUAACCAGCAAAAAGGAGGAGGCCUUACUGAAAGUGAGGCCAGAGCUAGCGCCUGGCCUGGGAUUGUUAAGUCGAUAUGAAGUUUCGUCCCGAGCAAUCACCGUUGCUGCAACCAAGUUCGACCCCAACGUUUCUAAUCUUUUGGCUGUUGGAACCGCGGUCAACUUUAACUACCGCAGUUGUGGCCGUUCCGCUAUACCAAUUGCAGUUCUUGCUGACGCUGACUCUGCUACAUCCAUCCAACUUGUGGAAUUGGACGAAGAGAGUGUCCCAUGGCCUCCGGAUGGUGACAGGUUAUGUCACGUACCGACUCUCCGGAGCCGGGGAAAGGCGCUGUGGAUGGCGACUGCCGGACCUGUGCAGCAGAUAUGCUUUGCUGAAACUCUGGAUGAAAAGAGUACAUGGCUAGCUGUGCGGUUUCUACAGGCAACCAUCGUAUUCCGCCCUCAGUACAACAAGCUCCCGCUCUCCGCCCAUUACGACGAGAUGGACUUCGUGCGGGGAGGUCAGGAAGAUACACAUCUGGAUGCCAACCCUAUCCUACAUGUAUCAAUCUCCCUAACAGGCGGGUUGCCGCAUGCCGAUGUUACGUUUAAUCCAUGGUACCAACAACAGAUUGCAAUUGUCGAUCGUCAGGGAAAUUGGAGUGUCUGGGAUAUUGGGAAGCCACGCCAAAGUACGAUUUGGCGCGCUGAUCGUGGCCCGUCCGGCAGCUUGGGCUUGCAGGGCACAUUGCAGAAAGAUGAGCAUGCCCAAAGAGACCAUUACGAUGGAUGGGCUGCUGUUUCUUGGGUGGGAGAUGUUCAUAAGUUGCUAGUUUGCGACAGACGGACUAUAGCCUUGUUUCGAAUAAAUACUGAUCCUGUACAACGCCAUCCUGUUGACGUUGGCAUAGAGCGCGAGUCCGAGUGGAUCUUAGACAUUAGAAGGAGCCAGUCAAACCUCGCUAGCAUAUUCGUUCUCACAACCACGCAAGUAUUUUGGCUGCAUGUUAAUAGUGAAGGCUUUCCAUCAUCUAGCUGUGAGGAAGAAAACCAGGAGAUUUCCGUCCUUCUCUCUUGGCGUCAUUUUCGAGAUCCGGAAGAUACUAGUCUUCGAUUGGUGCCCUUACUCGUACAUAACGAUUUUUCCCUCGUUCUAACCUCGCGACUCAACUCCAUGGCACAGGUAUUUCGCUUCUCUUUCUCACCAGAUGAUCCAUCAAUUCCAGUAUCGGUCGCAGACCCAUGUCUUCUUCCAUUGCCCACUAGUAGCAGUGGAGAUGGAAAAAUCCCUAAACAGCUGUCAGAUAGUUCUUAUUUUUUGUCUAUGAUGUUUCAACAAGUCACAGACUCUAAUAUCAUGGAUCCCAUCAAUGACAACAAAACCCUCAAGCUCGUCAAAUUCGUUGGCCAGCGCGCCAAUAUGGAGGUCAUUGAGUCCUUAUACGUCGCAAGGAUUGAUAGUGAGGAAGGCGCCUAUGAGCCAUAUAGUUUCACUCCUCAACGGCGGAAAUCGGUGAGAAGCGAAAAAUGGGUUGACGAAGAUGAUUUUAUAGUGGAUGAUUUGAACGAAAUGGUACUGCUACCGUCCUUCCAGAGGAAAAUUUGGAAUGAAAAAAAUAAAAUUCUGCCAGGCCAACCUUUACGUGCCUUCCCUUACUCCGAGAAUUGGACUGGGCUGUACGAGUUGGCUGCUGCGGCUGUUACUUGUCUGAAAGGGAGUCGGGGAGGGUUGGCAUUGAACAGAGCUGAGAAGAAAGGCGCCUAUGAGCCAUAUAGUUUCACUCCUCAACGGCGGAAAUCGGUGAGAAGCGAAAAAUGGGUUGACGAAGAUGAUUUUAUAGUGGAUGAUUUGAACGAAAUGGUACUGCUACCGUCCUUCCAGAGGAAAAUUUGGAAUGAAAAAAAUAAAAUUCUGCCAGGCCAACCUUUACGUGCCUUCCCUUACUCCGAGAAUUGGACUGGGCUGUACGAGUUGGCUGCUGCGGCUGUUACUUGUCUGAAAGGGAGUCGGGGAGGGUUGGCAUUGAACAGAGCUGAGAAGAAAGGUAAAUCUUUUGAUAGCUGGUUGGAAAAUAUGAGUGACCAUAUGGGAGAUUGGGCAGUGAGGGAUUCAGAAUCAUCGCCAAACUCCAGAACACUGCUUGAAAUUCUUCCAUCUCCUCCUUCCCUGGAUGACAUUGAUCGUAACACGAACGAUUUCGAUCAGAUUUUAAGAACCUUUUCAGAUUCAGCGCAAACCCUCUUAGCGGGAUACCGAAUCACCUGUGUCCCGAUGCCAUAUUCCCCAUCCGCCUGCGUUUCGGUGUCUGAUUCCAAUUCCGCUCAUGAAACACCGGCCAGCGUCACUAAGCUAUAUGAUUCUCUGGUCCACAACUGGCUUUUCCGACUCCCCGGGGACGUCCCAAAUAAGAUUCGAAUGGCCAAAGAGAAAAUGAUACGUAAUAUCGUCAUGCAAUUGAUCCUGUCAAGAAUCAUUAUCACCAGACGACCAGAUGUUGAACUAUCAGAUUCCCAUCACAUCUCCGAGUCCGAAGACCUCUAUUCUUAUCUCCCCUCAUCAGCACCAGCAUCAAUCGAACCCUUGCCCCAGUCGAAAAAUCCCACCUUAACCGUCACUUCCUCUACUGGGCACACCGGAUUAGACACAGAUAGUUUCUUGCCCACAUCUUCCCAGGCCGCUACCACAGCCACCACUACCGACACAACCCCAACCCCAGGCACCUCUGCACAACCACAAACCCUUUACUCAACCUUACGCCUCUACACAGCCCUAAAACCCCAACAACCCCCCACCCUCCCCCGCCGCAUAACCUCCACCCUCUCGCACUGGAAACUCGGCACAGACCCCUCAACCUACAACUGGCGAGCAGCCGUCCACCGCCUCCGUGAAGAAGAAAUGGAAAUCGAAAGUCAAAGCGCCAGUCUGCGGCGGAAGAGGCGCGAGAGGCGCAGGCUGCAAAAACAACAGUCGCAAUCGCAACAGAGUCUGGGUGUCAAUGUUGAUUCGUACGCGGCUUCAUCUCUAGUUUCCGGGUCUCAGGUGCCUGUUGUGAGGAUGUCGGGGAGACAGAGCCAGAGGGUGGGGCAGAGUCAGGAGUCUGGGUCGUUGUUGGGGAGUGGGAUGGGCAUUGGUGCACCGGCUGUGCUGAGUAGUCAGGGUAUGGAGGAGGUGGAUGUGCCGAUGACGCGGGUUGAGAAGGGGUUGAUUGGGGGGAGGAAGGCUGUGAAGGGGAGGAAGAAGAACAGGGCGGCGGGGUUUUAG